AGGCAAACAGGUAGAGGGAGGUGCAGGAGGCGGCCUUUAAAAAGCAGAUUAAACAGCAAGUGCAUAUCACUUUGUUGGAACUCAAACAUUAAAACAAAGACACACACACACACACUCUCACAGUUUGGGACUAUGGCUUCCACCACGUCGGGUGAUGUUCUGCCUACAGGCUUCAGGAUCUUCACUUCCAUUCCUGACUUGUUCUUCAUCCCAGAGUUUGUGUUUGGGGGUCUGGUGUGGAUCCUGGUGGCGUCCACCCGCGUCAUCCCGGACAACCCUCUGGGCUGGGUGAUGUUCGUGUCGAUCUUCUGCUUCGUCUUCACCACGCUCUGGUUCUUCCUCUUCCUCUGUGGCGCCAAUCAGAGCAGCAUCUGGCCCGCCUUGGAUGUUGGCUACCAUUUCUUGGCAGCGGUCUUCUACCUGAGCGCCUCGGUGGAUUUGGCCUACAUAACGGUGCUCAAAGGGUGGGGGGUGACCAUUCUCUCCGGGGGCACCGUGCUCCAGCUGGCACUGACUGGGGAAGUGCUCAAAACCUACCGGCUGGACAUCGCCGCUGUGGUGAUGUCCUACGUGGCCACGCUUCUCUACUUCCUGCACGCUAUUUUCUCCGCCAUCCGAUGGAGGAAGGCUUAGACACGACACCGCCCUGACAGAGACAAGACGCCAAAAGUCAAACCAAGUGGGCCAGUCGCCAAUAAUUAACGACUUUCCUUUAUAUAAAUAUAUAUAUGUUUUUUUGUACACUGACACAAUGUUACAGUAGUCACAUGACUGAACGAGCAGCAAACAAACUGAUCAUUUACAAUAACAAAUCCUCGCCGUGUGCAAAAUAAUCCCAAACAAAUGUCGAGGAACCGCACAAAAAAUAUUUCUGAAAACUGAAACCUAUAAUAUGACUCUGACAGUUAGAUAAAAGUAUAAAAUGUCCUCGUCUUGUCAAAGCAUUCACCUGCUGGAAAAUGAUGAGUGAAUUAACUUGUGAAACAGAGCCCCCUGCUGGAUUUAUAGCUGAAGCAAUCUUUUCCCUACCCUGCAGAUAGCGCCAUCGGACCCCUUUCUGUACAAUUUACAUUUAAAAACAAAACAGUUUACAAUUAAAGCGGAUCAAAUACUUUUGCAAAUAGGCAAAGGUCUACUGUACGCCAAAAAGAAACACACAAUUAUAUUUCAAACAGAAAUGCCUACGUUUUGGCACACGGCUAAUUUUUUUAGGCUUCAGAAAAUUCUAAAAAUACAAUUUGUUCAUUGAUAAUGAGAUAUAUGGUUAGAGGGUGUCCAAACUUCAAUUUUCCCCAAGAAACAGCACAAAUUCAAUAAGCGGUGUUUUCAUGCAAUAUAUAAAUAAUCAAUAAUCUGUUAACUGUUAUUUUCUCACCAUCUGUUGGCCAUCAAAAAUAACUCAAGUCAGUGGACAUUAAUUAUACAUGAAUUAAGACUUACUUAUAUGACCCAAUCCAAACAACCGUCCCUAGUCAUGGUGCAUGAAAAACAAAUUCAACCAGCAGAAAAAUUCAACCAACAUGGUCACACAUGACACAACCAGCUCAUUGAAAAUUGUGGAUAUGAUUUAAAAAGAUGUCCAAUCAGCUUAAAACAAAUCUAAACUACACCCGUUUAAAUCCAUGAGUGCAUGAUGGGAAAAAUACAAAACACUACCUCCACACUCAUCCAUGUUUGGCGCUUUCUAGCUGCUUGGUAUUUUUGAUUGAUUAAAAAACCUGAAGGAGGUCGUCACGGGAUGAAGUAAACAAGGUAGGGGUCGAAUUUUGAGAUAAUUUUAAUAACCAAUUAUAAUAAUUAUUAAUGAUAUAUCCAUUAUAUAUAUAUACAUAUAUAUAUAUAUACACAUAUAUAUAUAUAUAUAUAUAUAUAUAUACAUACAUAUAU
This is a messenger RNA of Nerophis ophidion (straightnose pipefish), 1887 nucleotides long. RefSeq names its product myelin and lymphocyte protein-like. Lineage: Eukaryota; Metazoa; Chordata; Actinopteri; Syngnathiformes; Syngnathidae. Gene Ontology annotation, molecular function: structural constituent of myelin sheath. Gene Ontology annotation, biological process: myelination. The transcript is spliced from 4 exons. Gene Ontology annotation, cellular component: membrane. The coding region runs from base 133 to 633 and encodes 166 amino acids. The record is from RefSeq and is a predicted model, not a curated record.